Solanum dulcamara is the source of this 1969-nucleotide messenger RNA. Its product is annotated as probable WRKY transcription factor 21. NCBI's taxonomy places the organism in Eukaryota, Viridiplantae, Streptophyta, Magnoliopsida, Solanales, Solanaceae. The coding region runs from base 640 to 1683 and encodes 347 amino acids. Gene Ontology annotation, molecular function: DNA-binding transcription factor activity; sequence-specific DNA binding. Gene Ontology annotation, biological process: regulation of DNA-templated transcription. The record is from RefSeq and is a predicted model, not a curated record. The transcript has 3 exons.
GUAGUAGUAAAUCAAAAUCCUCUCCUCUUUCUUUCUUUGUCAGAGGGUUGAAGAAAUGUUGAUUACUCACUUUUAUUAAUACUACUACUACUUCACUAGUGAUUCUCUCUCUAAUCUAAUCUCUUUCUCAUAUGGAGUUGUAGCAAUGAAAUGCAAAAGUGGAUUGAAAAAAUAAAGAUUGCAGCUUUUGUAUUUUUCUUUUGGACAUAUAAAAUUCUCUAGCUAAGCAAAGUCUUCUCUUUCACACCUCCCAAACUCCUCCUCUCUGUCCAUCACUACAGGCCUAUGGAGAUUGGAGAAUCUAGGGUUUGACACCAUAAGUCCAACUAAAGGUCUAUUUUUGUUUUCUUUCUUUGCUUAAUGUUAUAGCCCUGCUGCCUGCCUGCUUGCUGCUGAUUGAUUAAUCACCUUCAGGGUAUGUCCUGUUUUUCUGGUUGAUUUUUCUAGUUUUAUCUGUUUUCCCACCUGUUAUGCUGUCAAGAUUUUACCUUUCUUCAUGGUUGGUGUUGUAUCUCUGAAUUAUUUCAGGGGUGUCUAGUUUUUUCUUGUGUUAGCAUUAUUUGGUUAGAAUUUCUUCUAUUUUUAGGAACUAGGGCUCCUCUUUUCUGUUUCUUGUAUCUUUUUCUUUUACUUGGUUGGAUGGAGGAGAUUGAGGAAGCUAACAGGGUUGCUGUUGAGAGUUGUCAUAGAGUUAUUAGUAUGUUAUCUCAACCUCAUGAUCAGAAACAGUUUGGAAAUUUAGUGAGAGAUACUGAAGAGGCUGUUCACAAGUUCAAGAAAGUGGUCUCUCUCUUAAAUUCCAGUUUGGGUCAUGCAAGAGUAAGAAAGGCCAAGAAAAUUCUGACCCCUUUUCCUCAUAAUCUCCUGUUAGAGAACCCAAGUUGUAAAAUUGAUGAUCAGCCAAAACCCCUUCAGUUAAUGCCUAUCACCUCUCCUGAAAAUACAUGGCUGGAAAUUGGUUCUAAUGUAAACAGGACUCACCCUUCAUUGGAGUUAAGCUCACAUAGUAAAUAUCCUCUUCAGUUAGCCCAACAAACACCUUUGUCAAGCUAUCACUUUGUCCAACAGCAGCAGCAGCAGCUACAACAACAACAACAGAGGCGGUAUCAACUUCAGCAGCAACAAAUGAAGCAGCAGGCGGAUAUGAUGUAUCGGCGUAGCAAUAGUGGGAUUAGUCUAAAUUUUGAUAGCUCUACAUGUACUCCAACCAUGUCAUCCACUAGGUCGUUUGUCUCCUCAUUGAGUAUUGACGGAAGCGUUGCUAACUUGGAUAGUAAUGCCUUCCAUUUUAUUGGAGCUUCUCGCUCUGCGGAUCAGAGCUCAUUUCAACACAAGAAAAGGUGCUCCGGAAGAGGAGAGGAGGGAAGUGUGAAAUGUGGAAGCAGUGGCAGAUGUCAUUGUUCGAAGAAGAGGAAGCACAGGGUUAAGAGGUCAAUCAAGGUUCCUGCUAUAAGUAACAAACUAGCUGAUAUUCCUCCGGAUGAGUAUUCUUGGAGAAAAUAUGGACAGAAACCGAUCAAAGGUUCUCCGCACCCUAGGGGAUACUAUAAGUGUAGCAGUAUGAGAGGCUGUCCUGCCAGGAAACACGUUGAGAGAUGCUUGGAAGAACCUUCGAUGCUUAUUGUCACUUACGAAGGAGAACAUAACCAUCCUAGGUUGCCAUCUCAAUCAGCAAAUGCAUGAGAUCUUUAGAGAAAUGCUAGCAAGUAGAGAAGAUCAUCACAAGCCUCGGGAAAUUUCUCAUACUCUAUUUUUGACCAGCUUCAGUUGUUCCUGUACAUAUUUAACUUUGAAGUGCAGAUGGGACCAAAUUCUAGUUCAAAAUUGGGAGGUCUAUUAGGUAUAUGGAAAGGCAAAUGCGAAGCCAGGUUCAUGUAUAAUGAUGCAGUGAGACUUGAGGUUUCCUAAUUGUAAGAAUAUCCUCAUAAAGUAUGACUCUUUUUUUUAAAAAAGUUAGCAUUUUUGCAAA